AUGCUGAGGGCAAAUUCUCCAGAUAUUAUGAUGGUUACAUUUUAUGAUUUAGAUCUACCUUCAAACUAGUCUUAAAAAGGAUUUAGAUUAUAAUAAAAUUCAACAGUUUUGGAUAUCAUAACAUAUAUUAAGAAAUAUUUGGAUGAUGAUUAAGAAAUUUAAUUAUUUUUUGAUAAAAAUAAAUAAUUUGAUGGAAGCCUUAAUUCUUAUGUAGUUAAUAUUAUUAAAUAAUAUUAAACUAGAAUAAUUUAUUAUAGAAAAAUUAAAUCUAAACUAUAAAAUUCUAAUUAGAUCUAAAAAUCCCAAAAGUUUGAUUAUGGUAGGUCAUUAGAUAAUUUUUAAUAAGCUACAAACUAAUUAAAUAAUUUUGAUUAACAAAAAUAUUAGAGUGAAUAUUAACUUUUACCAAUUAAUCAAAAGAAUUAAUAAGAACAAAUUAGUUGGAAACAAAAUUCAGAACACUCCUCAUAAAUUGCUAUAGUAAAGGGACCCAGUUAAUAAAAUUAUAUGAAUAAAAUAAAAAUAACAGAAUAGAUUUAAAAAUUAGAAUUAUUAAGUCCAUAAGAUCUAAUUAAUCAACACAAAAUUAAUUAGAAUUCAUCAAAUAUUGAAAAUCCAAAGUAUUUUAUUUAUUUAAUAUAGAAUAUAAAUGAAUCCUUAAAAUUAAUAAAUAAUUUAGCAAUCAUAAUAAUAUUCUUAAGAAUUAUAAUAAUUAAAAUAUGAAAAAUAAUAAAUAGAAUAAUAAUAUUUUUAAUUAUAAAAAGAUUUGUCUCAAAUAAAGUAAAAAUAAUAUUAUUUAUUAGAAAUUUAUCACAAGCAUAUGAAUAAUAAAUAAGUUAAUCAAAGAUUGAAAUAACAAAUUUAACGAAAGAAAUCAAUAAUUAAAAGUAAAAUAUAUUGUAAAUCUAAUUUAGGCAAUUAUAUAAUAAAUAUGAGUAGGAAUAUUAAAAAUUAAAGAAUGAAAAUUAAACAUUAUAUAAAGAACUUAAAGAAACUAAUCUUAAACUAUUAUAAUAAAUAGAAGUAUUAAAUUAGGAAAGAGAGAAUUUAAAGUAAGACAAAUAAUAAAUUUAGAAAAUUAACUUAAUAUAAUAUUAAAUUACAAGAAGAAAAUCAAAAGUUAAAAAAUGAAAACUCAUCCUUAUAAAAUGAACUUAAAGAAACCAAGUUUAAGCUAUAAUAAUAAAUAGAAGUAUUAAAUAAGGAAAGAAAUAAUUAAAAUACUCAGCCAAAGGGGAGAAUUACAUAAAUAAGUCCUGCAUUAGAACCUAAAAAAGAUUAAUUUUCUAUCUAAAAUUCAUAAUUAUCCUAAUCUAAUUACUAAAAUUAAAGUAUUAUAAAUAUAAUAACUAUAAGAUUAAUAAUAGAGUAAUUACAAAAAUAAAUGUGGCCACUUUUUAGAUAUUUCUUAAAUACAAUAAUAAGUAUAUUAUGCAAUAAGAACCAAUACAAUAGCUAAAUGCACUAGUUGUUAAGCUUCUCUAUAAUCUAAACUAUGUUUAUUAGUUUAAGAUUAUGGAAGAACAUAUUUAGAAAUAAAAAAUUAAAUAGAAUUUAGAAAUCUUUUAUAAAAUUUAUAAAUGAACUUAAAAUAUAAUGAAAAACUAAUAAAAUGUUCAAACAAUAAUUGUCAAUUCUUUUGCAUUUGGUAGAAUAACUAGAGAGGAAUUUAAGGAUACAAUGUAAGGCCUAUACAAUAAAAUAAUGGAUUUUGCCCUUCAUGUCUUUAAUAUACUGUAAUUAACGUUUAAAUAUAAACUCCCAUUUUUGCAACAUAAUAUAUUCCUAAUAAUAGAACAGCUUAUUGA
Molecule: messenger RNA, 1808 nt
Organism: Paramecium pentaurelia
Lineage: Eukaryota; Ciliophora; Oligohymenophorea; Peniculida; Parameciidae
Source: the annotation of a GenBank genome assembly